AUGCCCAACAAGGCACGGCCUCGUCGAGAGUGGUCUCCCCAGUCCCCCAUAGAUGUAUUGUGGAUGUCCCGCUCUGCCAUGAGGCCGGCUGAGGGCGACGCUUCAGACUGUAUCCUGGUGGUCGGCAUAUCCAGACCGAAGAUGGCCGCCGCGUUUCUCACGGUCGUCCUCCUCUCCCUCUUUCUGACCUUCCAUAUACUCUACGACAGCGCUGUCUACAGCCUGCACGCGGCCUCGGCUGUCGAGGGUCGUACCGUCGAGCUUGUCUCCCAAGUCCGAGCCACACCGCCCCUCCUCUUCUCCAGCAAGGUCCACUUCCCGCGAACCAGUCGACAUCUACCUCAGGCGAUCAUCAUCGGCGUACGGAAGUGCGGCACCAGGGCCCUACUCGAGAUGCUCUUCCUCCAUCCGCAGAUCCAAAAAGCAGCCGGCGAAGUACACUUCUUCGACCGGGACGACAACUAUGGGAAGGGCCUCGAAUGGUAUCGACGGAAAAUGCCGUACUCGUUUCGGGGGCAGAUCACCAUCGAGAAAAGUCCUAGCUACUUCGUCACGCCAGAGGUACCUGAAAGGAUUCGCGCGAUGAACGCCAGCGUGAAGCUUCUCUUAAUAGUCCGAGAGCCUGUAACCAGAGCAAUAUCGGAUUACACUCAGCUACGAACGCACGCUGCAACCGCGUCCACCAUAACGAACGGUACGCCCCGUAGCGUGCAGCAACAGCAACAGCAACAGCUGCAACAACAGCAGGCCGCCCGAAGUUUCGAGGAGCUGGUGAUACGACCAGACGGCAGCAUAAACGAGUCGUACAGGCCAGUCGCGAUCUCCCUGUACCAUACGUACAUGCACAGGUGGCUGGAGGUGUUCUCCAGGGAGCAGAUCCUCAUAGUGAACGGCGACCAGCUAAUCGAGGAUCCGGUGCCGCAGCUACGAAGAAUAGAGAGCUUCCUCGGCCUGGAGCCCAGAAUCGGUAGACACAACUUCUACUUCAACCACACGAAGGGCUUCUACUGUUUGCGCAACGAGACCUCGGAGAAAUGCCUGAAGGAGAGCAAAGGCAGACGCCAUCCACGGGUUAGCCCGAUGGUGGUAACGAAGCUGAGGCGGUUCUUCAACGAACACAACCAACGAUUCUACGAGCUCGUGGGUGAGGAUCUCGGCUGGCCCGAAGAAUAA
Messenger RNA from Dufourea novaeangliae, 1173 nucleotides. RefSeq names its product heparan sulfate glucosamine 3-O-sulfotransferase 5 (gene Hs3st-A). The transcript has 3 exons. Lineage: Eukaryota; Metazoa; Arthropoda; Insecta; Hymenoptera; Halictidae. Gene Ontology annotation, molecular function: [heparan sulfate]-glucosamine 3-sulfotransferase activity. The coding region runs from base 1 to 1173 and encodes 390 amino acids. The record is from RefSeq and is a predicted model, not a curated record.